AUGAACAGGACAAGUCCGGGUACCGGGAACUCUCGGUCCAAGUCGGUCUCCCCACCGAGACUUAGGGUUCCAAUAAGUGAGCCUGAAUCUGGUGGAAGUGGCCGUUUCAGUGCAACAUCGAAGGGUAAUGUGACUAUUAGAUCCGCACCUGAAUUGAAUACAAAGCCGACGUCCGAGACGGCGGCGGAAUUAGAAGAGAUGUGUAAGAAGUCCGACAUCCGGGUCAUAUCUGAUGUACAGGGAAAUAGAACCAAGGCCGCGACCGUUGGGUCUAGAAUGGUGAUGGGUAAGAAGGGUGUGCUUAGUUUUGGGCUCGUGGCGUACGACCCAAAUGCUAAACCGAACCGGAAAUGGCGCAAUAUGUGGACCGAGUUUGACCAUUUGAAUGAGGACUCGUUCUGUUUCCCCGACGUGACGAAAUUGCCCGAGUCUGGAACUCUGUUUCUCAAGGAGACGUCACGUUGCCGAAGGAUAAGGGGAAUACGACGAAGCUCUCGGGGAACUACAACCGGGGCUACCAGCGCAUCUUGUACUUUUGGAUGUUGGUAG
Messenger RNA from Sphaeroforma arctica JP610, 549 nucleotides. RefSeq lists its product as hypothetical. The transcript has a single exon. Lineage: Eukaryota; Ichthyosporea; Ichthyophonida. The coding region runs from base 1 to 549 and encodes 182 amino acids. The record is from RefSeq and is a predicted model, not a curated record.